Dioscorea cayenensis subsp. rotundata (Guinea yam) is the source of this 1771-nucleotide messenger RNA. Its product is annotated as protein REVEILLE 1-like. Gene Ontology annotation, molecular function: DNA binding. Bases 146 to 1453 code for a protein of 435 amino acids. NCBI's taxonomy places the organism in Eukaryota, Viridiplantae, Streptophyta, Magnoliopsida, Dioscoreales, Dioscoreaceae. The transcript has 6 exons. The record is from RefSeq and is a predicted model, not a curated record.
GAGUUUUUUUGUUGGAUGUAUUGGGUGUUUUUGAUUGGAGGAUUUGGAUUUGGAUUUGGGGGAGUUUUUGGAGUUUGGGAUUGGUGGCAGCUGGGAUCAUUGUUUUCGAUUUAGUAGCUGAAUUCUGAUUGGAAAUUGGGCAAAGAUGAAGGAAAGAAGUGGGCUUUUGAAUAAUCAGUUGAGUUUGGAUGUUCAGAAUCUCUCUACAAAUGAUCUUCAGGUGGCCAACAUGGCUGGUGUUAAGAUAAGGAAACCUUACACAAUGACUAAACAGAGAGAGAAAUGGACAGAUGAAGAGCACAAUAAGUUUUUGGAAGCUUUGAAGCUGUAUGGCCGAGCUUGGCGCCGCAUAGAAGAGCACAUUGGCACGAAGACAGCUGUCCAGAUUCGGAGCCAUGCUCAGAAGUUUUUCACUAAGUUGGGUCGUGAGUCGGCCUGCAGCGAUGGUGCGACAGGGAGUAGCAUUGAGAUCCCUCCUCCUCGGCCAAAAAGAAAGCCAAUCCAUCCUUACCCUCGGAAAUUGGUCAAUUUACCAAAGAAAGGAGUCCAAGUUACCACACUUGUAGAUUGGUGUAUUUCCCAAGCUCCAUCAGCAUCUGUUUCUGAGCAAACAAAUCAGUCUCCAACAUCAGUAUUAUCUACAACUUUAUGCUCUGAUGCAACAGGAUCAUCAGGUUCAAAUUCUCCCAAUGCAUGCACAUCGCAACAAUCACCUGUUUCUGGAACAAAAUCAAGCAAUGAACCAUUGAAUGAAGAGGAAAAUGGAUCUCCAUCCGCAAAGUUGAAUGCAGAGGUUACAUCUGCCAUGGAAUUAGAUUCCAGUCUUCAAGAUGCCUUUCCAUCUAAAGAAAACUCAUCUGAACAAACUCAAGGCACAAGUGUUAAACUCUUUGGUAAGACAGUGUUUGUUGCUUCCAGUGCAGUUGAGUGCAACAACAAUACUGUGCUCGCAGAUGAUUUGGAUAGUCACCAAAGUAGCACAUGCCUGCGUAUGGAGAACCAAGAAAAGCCCACCGUGCAAACUCCAUGGAAUCCAUGGUCUGCCAGCAUGCACCCCAUGUUCUUCAUAUCCCCAUAUCCUGCUGCAAAUCUCCCUCCUGGGUCUGCCACUCUUCCCUGUCCUAUGUGGUGGUCAUCAAAUGGAGGGGGGAGUCCAAUCCCACUUGGUCGGCAUCCUCACACUGAAGCUUGCACAGAUUCUGAUUUCAGCUCACCUAGCGAAGUAGAUGACUCACAACUUGCCCAACCUACUUAUGUUUCCAACUCCAUGCUAUCACCGGUUUUAAACCUUACACUGAAUUCACCUCUCACAAGUAGUCCUAAAGCAAGCAAUGGACAAACAGGCAGGGGUUUUGUGCCAUACAAAAGAUGUACAGCUGAGAAAGCACUUCAUCAACCAGUAAUCAUUCCAUAUGAGAACAAAAAUGGCCAAAGCUUGCAGUUGUGCUUGUAGUAGCAGUAGCCGUCCGCUUACAACACCCUUUUUGGUCACAAGUGACUUUUUUUUUUUGGCCAUUUUUGUUGUGUUUUCCCCCUGUUUUGCAGCUGGAGUGUUGUAUACCGCACAACAUCCUCCUUCUCAGUGACAGAUAGAGGGAGAGAGUUUGGUAUUUCAGUAAUAUCCGAACCUCUCUUCAAACAAAUUCACUUUUUUCUUUUUUUUGUCAAUUUUUAAGUUUGUUGUAUCAUCUAUCAUGUAUUUUGAUCUUGUGCCAUAAACAUUGACACACUUCUUUUAUUAUCAAAUUAGAUGCAUAUUGUUCAGUACAAA